Geosmithia morbida is the source of this 846-nucleotide messenger RNA. Its product is annotated as t SNARE. Gene Ontology annotation, molecular function: SNAP receptor activity; SNARE binding. Gene Ontology annotation, biological process: intracellular protein transport; vesicle fusion; Golgi to vacuole transport. The coding region runs from base 1 to 846 and encodes 281 amino acids. The transcript has 2 exons. Gene Ontology annotation, cellular component: membrane; endomembrane system; SNARE complex. Lineage: Eukaryota; Fungi; Ascomycota; Sordariomycetes; Hypocreales; Bionectriaceae. The record is from RefSeq and is a predicted model, not a curated record.
AUGGCAGGAUACGAUCAACUAUCGAACCUCGAGUCCGGCGACGGCGAUGGCGCUGGUCGUAGCGGAGGAGGUGGUGGUGGCGGUUACUCGGAUGACCCAGCAUUCCGCGACCUACAGUACGAUCUCAAGGGCAAGCUACAGUCACUGCUCAGCAACAACCGCAAGCUGGCCAGCGAUGUCAAUGUUCUGGGGACGAAGAAGGACACUCCUCGUCUGCGGGAGCGCGUGCAUAAUACCAUGGUCAAGAACCGUAGUGUCUGUCAAGAGAUUGGCGAAGGAGUCAAGAAGCUGCAGACAUGGGAGGAGCUUUCGCGAUACGAGCAGACCAAGGUGUCAAGCGACUUCCAGGCCGCCCUGCAAGAGUUCCAGGCCCUCCAGCGCCGCGCCCUCGAUAAGGAGAAGGCCUCGAUCAAUGCCGCCCGCGCCUCGACCGGAGCUGACCUAGGCGAGGAGCUCACGCCCACCGGCGGUGGUAGUAGCGGCCAGCAGGAGCAGCUCCUCCAGAGGCAGGAGAUGGCCCCGUCUGCCAUGGCGGCCCAGGAUGAAGUCGACUUCCAGGAGUCCCUCAUCAUCGAACGCGAGGAGGAAAUCCGCAACAUCGAGCAGGGCGUGGGUGACCUCAACGUGCUCUUCCGCCAGGUGGCGCAGAUCGUCAACGAGCAGGGCGAGCAGCUCACCAGCAUCGAGGACAACGUCUACAAUGUGCGCGACGACACGAGGCAGGCCGACGUGGAGAACAGGCAGGCUGCGCGUUACCAAAAGGCCGCGCGGAACAAGGGGUGCUGUCUGCUGCUUAUCAUGGCUGUCAUUCUAACCAUUGUCAUCUUGGCCAUUGUCGUGGGCUGA